Molecule: messenger RNA, 1097 nt
Organism: Phycodurus eques (leafy seadragon)
Lineage: Eukaryota; Metazoa; Chordata; Actinopteri; Syngnathiformes; Syngnathidae
Gene: ca12
Product: carbonic anhydrase XII
Exons: 10
Coding region: 18-1097 (359 amino acids)
Cellular component (GO): plasma membrane
Molecular function (GO): zinc ion binding; carbonate dehydratase activity
Source: RefSeq, a predicted model, not a curated record
AGUCAGAGAACACCAAGAUGCUGCGUUUGAGCCACACACUCAUCGCUAUAUUACUGCGAGUGAUUGUGGCGUACGGAGCCAAAUGGGGCUACUCCAAUGGAGAAAGCCAAUGGCUUCAACACUACCCAUACUGUGCUGGACCUAUGCAGUCUCCAGUAGACUUCAAGACAGGGAGGCUCAUCUUUGACGCAUCUUUACAUCCAAUUGUGCUUGAGAACUAUGAUCUGACCGGUCAAGGCACUCUUACUCUGAAAAAUAAUGGACACUCAGUCCUAAUAGUACUUCCCUCAAAGAUGUCCAUCACCGGCCUCCCUCAACGCUACACUGCAGCUCAGCUCCACAUCCACUGGGGCUCCAAAACCAGUCCUCGGGGCUCUGAGCACAUGGUCAACGGUAAACAGUAUGCUGCGGAGCUGCACAUUGUUCACUACAACUCAGAAAAGUACCCCAACGUAUCCAUGGCUUUUGACAAAUCUGACGGUCUGGCUGUAUUGGGUGUUUUUAUUGAGAUUGGGGCCUCCAGUCCAGGCUAUGAAAACUUUUUAUCACAUCUCAGUCAAAUCAAAACCAAGUCUAACACCAAAACAAUUCCUGCUUUUGACAUCAGCUCUCUGAUGCCGAAGCGUCUGGAUGAGUAUUUCCGCUACGACGGCUCUCUGACGGCACCACCUUGCUAUCAAAAUGUAAUGUGGACAGUGUUCAAGAAACCUGUCACCAUCUCUCAGGCUCAGUAUGACACCUUGACAGCAACCCUCCUCGCCUCCCCGGCCAAUCACGUCACUGCCGUGCCUCUUGUUAACAACUUCAGGAAUCCACGCCCUAUUGAGAACCGUGUUGUCUUGACCUCCUUUAAGCAAGAUGACAGCAGAUUUUUGUCAACAGGUUUGCAGAUUCCCAUGUUGGUACUAGCACUGAUUGUCAUUGUCUUCGUGCUAUGUUGUUUCAUGAGACCAAAGAGAAAUGCGAGGGUAAACAAGACGAAGAAGAAUGCCAACAAUCUUAACUUAUUGACUCGCAUCAAAUGCAAAUCCAAAAUGUCACUAAAGGCCUCUUCAACUUUUCAAAUAAAUGCUUCAGGAACCAAUUUCCGCAUUUAG